This is a messenger RNA of Hydractinia symbiolongicarpus, 1611 nucleotides long. RefSeq lists its product as uncharacterized. The coding region runs from base 19 to 1419 and encodes 466 amino acids. NCBI's taxonomy places the organism in Eukaryota, Metazoa, Cnidaria, Hydrozoa, Anthoathecata, Hydractiniidae. The record is from RefSeq and is a predicted model, not a curated record. The transcript has 2 exons.
CAUGAUUAGUGUAGUAUCAUGAAGCCAAGACGUUGUCGUUUUUUAAUUCUUUGUGGAACUGCUCUCUGCGUUGUCUGGAUUGUAUUUCAAACAGUUAUGACGGUAGCUAACCGAAUUAACUUUGUUCCACUUGCGGAAAAGCGAAUUGUAGUUCUUAACACGAAAAGUGAAUACGUCAAAACUCUAAAGGAAUACUUUAAAAACACAAGAAAGAGAAUUGUUUGGCGAAAAAAGACAAACAGGCCUUACGAUAUUAUAAAACAAAAAGAACUUUUGAAACAUCCAAUCAUUGUAACACUCCCCAGUAGUGCUUUUGAAGAAAAUCAAUUCUUUCAAGAAAUCGUAAAAGAUGAUGUGCUACCUACAAUGCAUCUUGAUCGUCUGGGUAUCAUUAGCUAUUUGCCAUCCUUUGAAACUGAAUUUGUCGUGCAAUUUAUCAAUAUGUUAUAUGGUUCGUGGAAGUUUAUAAAUAAAAACAGACAAAGUCUUUUAUCGUACAAAGAACUUCGAAACUCAUUACGAGUAGAUUUGCUAACAUUUUGUUAUGCAGACAUGUGUCCGUUUCUUCCAAAAGAGUGCAAGAAAUUGACAACAUCAACUGGAAUCGACUCAAAUACGAGACCGUCCUGUUAUUACAUUGAAGAAAACAACCAAGUCGAUUUUGAUUACCCUGUUCUAAAUUCUUUCAUUAUGUUUAAGAAAAAAGAAAUAAGAAAAAUACUAAAACCUUACAAAUAUUUACUGCGAACAGAUGUGGAUGUGUUUUUAGGACCCGCUUUAUGGUUUACUCGACCAACUAGGGCUAUUGCUGUUGGAAAUGGCGCGUACUGCGAUUCUUUCAAUAAGAAACGGCUAAUGUCAAUUGCACGAAAAUUAAAGAUGGUACAUAGAGGAGUACAUUGUGUUGGUUCCACGUGGUACGGUAAAAGAAAUAUUCUGAUUUAUGCAGCCAAUAAAACACUUUCUUUGACGAAGUAUAUAUAUUUAAACGAAUUUAGUAGUAAUUUAAAAGGGAUAGAAGAUAUAAAUUUUUCAGGUAGUCAAAAAUAUGGUGUAUGGAAGCGUUGGUGGAAACCAGUCUCUUUGUUAUAUGCUGCCGAAUUAACUUUAAAUGACAUCAUUCCAGAUUUUUCUAACGAGUAUAAGAUGAAUUUAGACACCUCGUCGUGUUCUGGAAAAGCUGCAGUAAAACAAACACAUAUUCCAUGUUACCAUAGCAAAUGUGAAUUUCAAAAGUUUAAUUUUACUGACAACUUGAAAGCUAUUAUGGAUACCAGCAGCAAAGUAGAUUCGAGUGUAUCGCGAAAUUUAAUUAAAUACUCUAGAGAUUUGGAUAUAACAAAGAUGGAUGUUAGUGAAUACGCCACCUAUAUAGCAUGGAAUUCGGUUCAUAAAUACAUGUUCAAAAAUGGACUGUGACAACUUUAGCCAUCCUAUAAUUGGAUGAUUUUAAGAUUUAAUUAGGAAAUUUAAAAGUAAGUCUUGUAAUUUCUACCCAAUAGUGGUAAAACUUUCUUCUAUCACUUCAGAGAGAUUUAAAGGCACGCUUUUAUUUAGACUGAUUUUUAUGUGGAAAUUAGUCGGUAAAAAGUGAUUAAAUUAAAAAAUUUA